UUCCCCAUCGCAGCAGGAAACUUAUCAAGUUCAAUUAAAUUUCUUGGUAAAUGCAAUGUUGAACCAGUCGCCAGUCGGCGAAUCACUUUUGUAUUGGAACGUCGAACAUUCUUGUCUCAAUCCAAUCAUCACGAUAACCACGCAUUCCUCUAACCUAAAAAUCGUUUUUCUGUUGUGAAUCGUUGGUGGUGUUGUGCGUUUCGAUAAUAAAUAAUUGAUAAGUGGACAUUCGUGAUAAGUGUUUUUUUUUAUAGCAACGAUAAGGAUUUUAUAAAAACUGUGAUUUCAUCGAGGACGGUGGAGGUGCGGACAACAGCGCAGGCGUCGGCGUCGUCGGAGCCGUCGAAAGACGUGGAGGUGGCGGUGGCGGGGGUGGCGGGGAAAGGGGGGGUACGGGUAUCGGGAGGCGCGCGCCAAGUUUGCGCCUAGCGAACGGGCGCGUAGCGGCGGCUUCGCAGUCCGAAGAAGAAAUUCGCACGCCGCCGCCGCAUUGUCGACUCGCCAAAGAUGACUCGAUCAAGAUCAGCAUCGAGAAUACUAACACGUGUACCGAUUCGCUGGUGACGGCUAUCGACGACGAAACGUUGUUAAUCACGGAUUACCUCUCUAACGAUAUGAAUUACAAGGGCAGCGGAAAGGUUCACUUCGACGAUGUGUCCCUUUACGGCACUCCGAAAGAAGAACCAGGACCAACGCCACUGGGUUCCGCGGAAGCUGGCAAACAGAGUUUUAUCAAGAACCAACUGCAAGCCCUUUUCCAGCCAACAGAUAACAAGUUGGCAAUGAAACUGUUCGGCUCAAAAAAGGCUUUGAUGAAAGAAAGGAUCAGGCAGAAAGCUGCAGGACACUGGGUUAUACAUCCUUGUUCUAGUUUCCGAUUUUACUGGGACCUGUGUAUGCUGUUACUGUUAGUGGCAAAUUUGAUAAUAUUGCCAGUCGCAAUAAGUUUCUUUAACGAUGACCUCAGCACACGCUGGAUUGCCUUCAAUUGUCUGUCCGAUACCAUUUUUUUAAUCGAUAUUGUUGUAAAUUUUAGAACAGGUAUUAUGCAACAAGACAAUGCCGAACAGGUCAUAUUAGAUCCAAAAUUAAUAGCUAAGCAUUAUUUGAGGACAUGGUUUUUCCUCGAUCUGAUUUCGUCCAUUCCCUUAGAUUAUAUAUUUUUAAUAUUUAACCAAGAUUACGGCGACAGUUUCCAAAUCCUUCACGCAGGACGCGCGUUACGUAUCCUGCGUCUCGCUAAACUAUUGUCCUUGGUACGACUUCUGCGUUUAUCCAGGCUAGUGAGAUACGUCAGUCAAUGGGAAGAAGUAUAUAUCUUGCAGAAUCUUCAAAAAAAGCGAACAGAACGGAGGGGACGCCUCAGUUCGGACGUCAACAAGUUUAAUACCACCAAAAGCAAUCUCAUCUUUAAGUUUUUGAAUAUGGCCAGCGUUUUUAUGAGGAUAUUCAACCUAAUUUGUAUGAUGUUGUUGAUUGGUCAUUGGUCGGGGUGUUUACAAUUUUUAGUUCCGAUGCUACAAGGAUUCCCCCCAAAUUCCUGGGUUGCUAUCAACGAAUUACAGGAAGUAUCCUGGUUAGAACAAUACUCGUGGGCGCUGUUCAAGGCGAUGUCCCACAUGUUGUGUAUAGGUUACGGUAGGUUUCCGCCUCAAUCGCUGACAGAUAUGUGGUUAACCAUGCUUUCAAUGAUAUCCGGAGCGACGUGUUACGCACUAUUUUUGGGCCACGCCACGAAUUUGAUACAAAGUUUGGAUUCGUCGCGAAGACAAUACAGAGAAAAGGUAAAGCAAGUCGAAGAAUACAUGGCGUACAGGAAAUUACCGAGAGAGAUGCGUCAACGCAUAACCGAAUACUUCGAACACCGUUACCAGGGCAAAUUCUUCGACGAAGAAUGUAUAUUGGGAGAACUAUCCGAGAAACUACGAGAAGACGUCAUCAACUACAAUUGCAGGUCCUUGGUGGCGUCUGUACCAUUCUUCGCGAAUGCGGAUUCGAACUUCGUAUCCGAUGUUGUUACCAAAUUGAAAUAUGAAGUCUUCCAACCUGGUGAUAUUAUCAUAAAAGAAGGAACGAUCGGUUCCAAGAUGUACUUCAUCCAGGAAGGUAUCGUCGAUAUCGUAAUGGCGAACGGUGAAGUAGCUACUAGUUUAAGCGACGGUUCCUAUUUCGGUGAAAUCUGCCUAUUGACAAACGCCAGAAGAGUGGCGUCCGUCAGGGCGGAGACGUACUGUAAUUUAUUUUCAUUGUCCGUGGAUCAUUUCAACGCAGUACUCGAUCAGUACCCUCUGAUGAGACGCACAAUGGAAUCGGUGGCGGCGGAGAGGUCAGUGCGUUGGCUAAACAAAAUAGGUAAAAACCCAAAUCUGCUAGCCCAUCGAGAAGAAGACUUGGGUAGCGAAAGCAAAACGAUUAACGCUGUAGUAAAUGCCCUAGCCGCGGAAGCGGAUCAUGUAAAUAUGUCGAACGAAUCCGUAGCACGACUCCAUUCCAGCGAUCGAGACAUUCGAGAAUUAGGUUGGAAUUUACAAAAACUCGCCCUACCUAGACCUAAAUCGGAAAAUAAUUUCGCUUCGCAGGACAUGUCUUUAUUCAGAAGUAGCGAAAACAACGGAAGAAUAUCCUUCCAUAAAUCCGACACUUUCCAUAAGGAAUCUAACUUACAAUGACGGCACUCCACGCACUAGUGUUCAGUGUUGUCAGAUCAACUGUGUCAGAUGCCGGUGCUCACUGUUGCCACAGCUGCACUCAUCUUGCGCACAGACCACCAUUGAACUGGCCAUACACUGUACUAGUGCGUGAACAAAGAUACGGCGUAUGAUGAAACGUCGAUAUAUGACACGUUCUAAUCUUCGACAAAUAAUUUUUUUUCUUGUUGUACGUGAUUUGCGUUAUAAUAUUCACAAAAAAUAUCAUAUAUUAUUAAAUUCCAAAGUACCUUUCGUGAAAUAUUUUUCUGCGAAAUAUAUAGGUUAGGAAUUCAUAAAAUGUAUUAUAAAAUUAAUCACUGCUGCGCGGAUGAAAUUUUUCUUUGUCGAAUUUCGGUGGUUCAAUGAUCACGUCGAGGUUUCGUCAUGCGUCUGUUUCUUUUUUUUUGUUUUUUAUUGAAGCAAUAAGUGAUAUGGACACUUCGCUAGAAUUGUGCAAUAUUAGAACUAAUGUUAAGUUUUAGCUUUAAUGAUUUAGGUGCUCAACAAAUUUAUAUUGGAUACUAGAGACUUCACAAACCCGGUUUUUGGGUACUCCACUUAAAUCGCUAUAUCGUUUCUGGGUAAUAAAACACUUUUUAAAUAAAUAUUAGUAAACAUGUUAUCGACUGAAUUUUGCAGAAAAUUGUUAUACGUAUAUUAUGAUGUCAAAGCAAAUUUAAGGAAAAUAAAGUGAUAUACGCUGAUGUAACUUCUCUAAUUGAUUCGUUUUAUACAACAAUUCAACAUUAUUUUUACCAAACUAUUCGUAAAACUUCAAUCCAAUUCUUGUUUAUAUUGAUUACCAUAAAAUAAUUGAAACAAACUCCAAAUUUUCUUUAAUAUAAUAUCUUCUUCUUUUUUAAUAUGACUUUAUUAUCAUCCUUUCUGGUAGCCUGUCCAGUGAUCAUCGUGUUUUUAAUUUCUGGUUCUUUGCCCAUCUGUUUUGUGGCAUUUGUUUGACGUGAUUAUGUUUAAAUUUCUUUAACCGAUCUUUCCACGUCCCAAAUUUCCAGUUCUCUAAUAUCCUGACUUUUCCGUCGAUAUCUGAUGCUUACUCCCUUAAUUCUUCAUCUUUUUCUAUGAUUCUAUAGCCCGCUGCGGGCCUUGAACUCCCUAAAUAUUCUUUCCCAGCCCUCUUCGAAUUGCGUUUAUCUAGAGGAUUGAUUGCAACUUUCUGUCACCUUUCCUAUAUCUUCAAAUCAAUUCAAGUACUUAUCCAACAUCUUUAGUUUAUGUAUAUUUGAUUGAAUCUGCAUCUUCUAUUUCAUUAUUAUAGGUCUUGUAUAUGUGCAAGGAGAACAUAGAACGCCUUAUUUAUCUCCUUGAUUCUUCUUCUGAUUUCUGUGUUUUCGUUUCUCUCCUUAGUAAGCUCAACAUCCAGGUAUAUGAAACCUGUAACUAUUCCCAGAUUUUCAUCUCCUAUUUUAACAUUAUGGAGCAUUCAAUUUCCUUAAAUUAUCUAAAUAUCUUCUGAACGUUUAAAAUCCGCAUUUUUUGUGAGCAUACGAACUUUUUAUGAACUUGACAUUUUUAUGCUCUAAACUCAAGAUCUCUCGAUAAUGGUUUAUAAUCCAACAUAAAUUAGAGGUUAGUUCGUGGUAAAAAGGAAAGUAGGACGAAUGCGCAAGCGCUGAACUAAAAAUCCGUAUACAAAUCCAAGGAUAUAUUGGACAUAUUCAGAACUAGAAAUCUAUGCUUAAAGGAACAGAAUGUUAAAUCCCAAACGUGCUAUAUUCGCUCCGCGAACGCACAAUUUCAAACUGCACUUGGAUCUGACAUAACAUAACAUGUUCAGAUCUCUACCGCGAACAAAGUUAAUAUCUUAAACAACCACGGUCACGAAAUAUAAUGAGUUGUAAGGAAGCGCAACGUUGCCAUUUUUAAGUAACUGUCAAUCAUUCGGUUGAGUCAGAUUUGUCUUUGUGUAGGAAUUAUUUACUUUAUUUAUCAUAAUUAUUUAAUUUAAUCUAUGUUGGGUUAAAAUAUAACAAUUUUUAAUAUAGGAUAUGGAAGAAUAGGGUUUCAAUAUCAAUCAUGUGAUUUUACUGCACCCAUAAUACUAUAACUAAGUACAGAAAAAAAUUGGAUAUAAUUUAAUUUUGAAUACAUAAAUUUCAUUUUUCUGUUAAUAAACAUAAUAUGGAACAUGCUACAACUUCUUUAAUUGGAUCCAAUUUGGCAACGUUGUCCAUAUAAUUAGUUGAAGGUUAUCAGGCAGAUUUCCAGCUGCUAUGACAAGAACUUUCGAUCUGAAAUUAUCCCUGAAAUACAACUGAAGUUUUACAAUGAUAUUUUGUUGAAUUGUUAAAGAAAAAGGAAUAGUUAGAAGUUGCACAAUGUUAUUUAGAAUAAUAUUUAGCAAAUUAAUGAUAAUUGUGAUUUUCACGUUUUAUUCUUAUGUACAAAUUUCAAAAUUCCUUGAGAAUGGUCAGUACAACCAGGUGUAUUGAUUGAUUUGGUUAUUGACCUUGAAUCCAAACAGCGGCGCUGUUUUUUUAUGUAAGUAUUUAGUUGCAUUCUCGAUGUAUUUACUUCGUAUUAUUAUAUUUUCAUGUUAUUCGAAAAAAUAGAGUUUUGAGUUAGACAAUUAAAAACAAAUAUUUAUAAUUGGA
Molecule: messenger RNA, 5302 nt
Organism: Diorhabda sublineata
Lineage: Eukaryota; Metazoa; Arthropoda; Insecta; Coleoptera; Chrysomelidae
Gene: Ih
Product: potassium/sodium hyperpolarization-activated cyclic nucleotide-gated channel 2
Exons: 12
Coding region: 615-2669 (684 amino acids)
Biological process (GO): potassium ion transport; transmembrane transport
Cellular component (GO): membrane
Molecular function (GO): voltage-gated potassium channel activity
Source: RefSeq, a predicted model, not a curated record